AUGCAUGCUAUCACUGUCACUUUCUGUGCGUUGAGCAUUUUUGUCAUUGCCACAAAUGCUGGCCUGUCAACGGUUCCCAAGGGCCACCCGAAAGGUGAGUGAAUAUGUUAUUUUGAAGACUUUAAUGCGGAUAAAUUCCAGCAGUUUUAUCUGACUGUUCCUCAAGGCCACACAGUAGACAAAACACGAGACCAAAUAAAAAUUUGCUGGGAUAAUUUCGAACAGUCGAAUUUGUCAAUGGUUUACUGGGAUCUGGACAAAAUGUGUUAGUCUUUAGGUUUAAAGGAUAGGACAGUUCCCUCGUCAAUCAUUUCGUUCACGUGUAGGCAUUUUCGUUUUUUUGUGAAGGACUUCUGCUGUUUUCGUCCUGGUCUUUCCGCAGGUUCCAUAGUCGAAUUUCGUCGUGUCUCUCCGCGUCGAUCCCGUCUGUAUUACUAAUCACUCGCCGUGAGCACUAUAACCCUACGCCCCUUUCCAUAUUUCGAGAUUAAAAUGUCGUUAUUUCCUCGUAAUUCAUUUAAAACUGCGGCAUAAUACUCUGUCAGCAAAGAACCCUGGGUGACCAUUAAUUUUCUUCCUAGAAUGGAGAAUCGACAAACCACUCCUUUAUUCAAAUGAACCUCGUUUUUUAUGAACUAUAGGUUUUCUAAUUCCGAAGUAAAGCAUUUAACUUCUCGGGACAAAACAGGUUUCUACACAUUCGCCACGUGCUUUAGGGUUGGCCGCAGCCACCGUCUGCAGGAAGUUGUUUUAAGCCUCAUUGCCGUACAAGAGAUCCGGGACGAACAAAUUCACCAGUAAGCCGAAGCUGCUGGCUGCAGAAUUUGUUUGGCCCAAACUCGAAUUAUCAUUAGCAUUUCGGGCUGGUCAUCAUAAAAAAUCGAGCCGCCGACACUUUCUUAAGCCUGUCCCACUAAUGAUCUACGAAAUCAUUGCCGCAGCAUGCGGCCACUACGGUGGUGAGCAAAGGAGGACUUAUUGCCCAUGGAACCCUGAACAGCCCUCACUGGCUGCAGUGACACCGGCGUGGUCCGGGGUAGUUGCUAACAGUGUUAAGCUUAGUCACGCAGGGGUUGCGCUGGACCAACACGGGAACCAGAUUAGGGUACAGCACGCGUUAUUGGACCGCGCACCCAUAACAAAUGCCGCACAUGGGAGGUGUGGCGGAACGCCUAGGCGCAGACGUACGCCGUGUCGACCACAUGCUCCGGAUUCCGCUUCCGGUCUCAUUGACUCUACAUAAACUCCGAGCUUAGGUGGGUGGGGGGGGGAAGAGCGCGGUAGAUGUAACGCAAGCCUGCUAUCACUAAACAGAUGCACGCGCAAGUCACCGUCCCUGCGCCCACUAUGCCUUAGGAUGUACGGUAGUCAUCAUCGUAACGACGGUCGAAUUAUCGUUAAAGCUAGUCUGAGAGAGGGAGAAGGGGCUUGGAGGGUCCGCUGCCUCUAGAGGUUUACGAGAACGAGACUAAGGGUUUUGUGUCCCCGGUACGGCUGCAUUGCGGCGGGUGGACAUGAAAGACUGACCGUCUGGACAUUUGUGCGUCUGUUAAAUCGACCGAGGCAGUUGCCCCAACUGUACUGCCAGUGCAGCUGGGAGAAUUCACAAUGGAAGAAGAUGGCAUUGAAAAAAGGUGGUUUAAACCGUUGAGGCGGUCGGCUACCAGAAUUCAUAUCUGUAGUUCGAAUGAUGGAAACAGCUUAGAUAGCGUUGGGGAGCUACACCCUUCGUAGCUACAUCAUGCGGCGGCAUGAACAUCGAUUAAGCGCUUGUUUCGGAUCUUAACUUGUACCUAUGGUGAGCUCAUAGUGGGACCACUAUCCAGGCUAACGAGGCUAAGGACAAUCGAGGGCUGCGAUCGAAGUUUAUGAGCCCUGUAUGACUUGGGGUUAAGCAGCAUAACCCCAAGUCUUACAAGGGCAAAAACUUUUGCAUUGAAUGUGGGCCAUGCUGUUCACUUCAUAAGCAGAGUUAAUACAUGGACAGGUACGAUGAUUUCUAGAUGGGGAUUUCGGGGUUGCAAUAGUUCUAUGAAAAGAAACCUUUUUGAAGCCGUACUUCUCUACCACGUGAGCGCAAGGAAGCGUUCUUUUGUGCAUAUGUUCUACAAAUUAGGCCUGGAUUUAUAAGGACGUAUAAAAUCAAUCGGAAAAAUUAAUAAUACUUAAGCAGUCAUUUUUAGAGAGUGUAGUUAAUGCCGGCGACCGGAUAGAAACUUGUCCAAAGCCGGCAUUCUGAUGUGACUGAAAUAUCUUGGGGUUAUGCCGUCCAUUCAACGAGGCCGAAAUUCUCUCAAGAGGUGACAACCGCGUGAGCUGCGAGCUGCUUGAGUCAUGGUUCACUGGCCCCCAGUCCAUUAACAAUGCAACGAGCUUCCCUUUGCAUACUCGGUGCCAAGACUUCGCCUAGGCGGAGUGAUUAGCCACGCGGAGAGAGCGCAGGUGAACACUGAUCCCAACGCCGGGAUCGGUGGGUCAGAUGGUCGAGCGAUCAUCACACCAACAUCCAACACACGUGAUGAGAUUGCAGCAAUUAACGACGCGAAUUUCGGCCAUCAAACAGUCAUCACACCAAGUGCAACGAUCCCUGAUGAAGAGGGAGGGCCGUGAAGUUCAUAGGAAUGCGGUAGCAUGGCGACUGCAACCUAAUAAAUACUGCAGCCCUUGUUCAUAAACCAUCCGUAUCUGCCUUUGUCUCUGAUGAUGGGUUCGUGCAGAAAUCCGAAACGCCAGGCUAAUAAAGCUCUUGUCCCAGAGAUCGUGUCUCCUUAUUCACGACUGUUUCCUGGGACCCGUCUCUUCGUUUCUAUUAGAUUUCUUAUCAUUAACACGUGGGUGGAGGUAAACUGAAGGCGAUGGUCAAAUAACUGGUCCCUUUAUUUCUAAUAUUACUGAUGAGGACCUCAAGUAAUAAUCCCAUAAUGAGAUUAAUCCGAUACUACUGAUCGACGAAUGGGCUGAACUAAAUUUAGAUACUCCACUUACCUAAUGGAAGGCAGAAAUACACUUCCAGGCAUGCUUGCUUAAAGUAUUUGUCGUCUUGACAUUGUCUUUAACUUUUUUUCUAAUCAGAAGAAUUACUUUUUCCGAACAAUCGAACGCCCGAUUGUUUUUGCCCUCCCAUCUCAUCCUGCGAGGCCUGCGUGAGGACGUUGCUUUUUUACUUGAGCUGGUCAUUCAAGAAGAACACAGUUGAGGCUUCCUGGUCCGUGUUAAUUUCAGUUAAACAAACAAGAUCGCCGCGCACGGCGGUUUUGGUUCAAAGACCUAUGCCUGAUUAAUCCAUAUCUGUUCUGUUCGUCUUAGUGAGCAAAACCAAAUCAGUCGAGAAGAAUUUGAUUCGUCGUGUGGUUGAGAGGUAUCGUCGUUUCGGAGUGGUUGGACGACCAGUCAAUGACAGCAGAGUGGUUCUCCAAAUCGAAUACGGCCUUCAGCUGAUCCAAGUAUUGGAUAUAGAUGAGAACAAGCAAAUCUUGAGGACCAACUGCUGGUCUAUGUACGUAAGUGCUCCAACUUCACAGUGAUUUCUUACUACCAAGUCUUUAUUUGUAGGUAUUUUGUGUGUGCACACCAGAUCCUCAGAAAACCAGCUUAGUGUACCAAACGCCUGCUAGGUAAUUGCGAAAGUUGAAGGACAAAAAUCCAGAGGGUAUAAUGACUACAGUUAACUACGACUACUACUACUACUACUACUACUACUACUACUACUACUACUACUACUACUACUACUACUACUACUCCUCUGGGUGUUCAAGUCUCUGGCUAGUAUUUAAUGCUUACUAAGUUAUAAUAUUGCCACAAGGGUCGCAAAGCAUUAUUCGAGGUGGAAAGUGCUCCGACUAACUAACCCUGUUCACAAAACAGGGGAUAUGACAAUAAGCUGCCCUGCUAUGAAACUAGAAGAAAGAGUAGAUGAUAAAACAGACCUGUGAAAAAAAUUUAAAUAAUUCGACUAUCCGUCUCCGUUAGGGUUUUAAUAUCACUGGAGUUUUUCAGGUUUUAUGUGAAUGCGUCAAAUAUACCAAUCGACUUAUUGCUAUAGUCAUUAGAGAAAGGAUAUGCCGCAGAAAAAUGAAAUUACUUCCUACAAGGAGAUUUACUAGGUGAAUGGAAGAAGGAGGCGCCUGCAUGCAACAGGGUUUCCUCGGUGGAACUAAAUAAAAUGUUAGCAGUUAUCGGGUCAGCAUACUAGACUUUCCGAAAUUCAUAAAGUGCUGGUAAUAGACAGAAAGUCGACGAACCUGGUUCCCUCAAUUCUCGCCGGUCAGUGAUGGUAACGAGGCGUACUUGUCAGAAUAAAAUCGCAUUUCGACGGAACAAAGUGUAAUAAAGUCAACCAGUCAGAAGUGUUCAGAAGAUUCGCUCGGCUGAUUAAUAGAGGAUCGGACAGAGAACGAAGUCUGGAGGAGGUUGUUGACAACAUUCAGAGAACAUUAUUUAUAGGCAUCUUCAGGAAAUUAAAAGUUGAAUUAUAAUAAAUAAGAAACGAAUAGAAAAGGGAGCAAGAUGGAAGGAGAUCGGUAAGCACUUUAAGACUGCAUUCUAAAUGGUGAGAAGAGGGUGCUGUUUUGUUUGUUGAGUGCCAUGGCGUGGUUGGAGUCAAAAACUCCCUGAGUGACCAACGUUUUGUCAUAGUUGCUCCACUCUUAAGACCUCAAUUUGGUUCUAGAUGUCCUCCAUAGUGUUCCAUACUGCACACACGAAGAAUAUAUUUUCCAUUUGAAAGCCCUGAUUUUAAAAGAACGACGGACGCUGAAACGUUAAAGAUUCUUCCUCGUCACCUCUUUUAUCACGUCAAAAGUACAUUCGAGGUAUCGUUACCCGAACGCACGUGUAUAGAGGGGGGGACAAAGUGGUACAUAUGAAUAUGUACGCGAUCGGGGGGACAACAGGGAGCCUAUGGGGAGGGGGGACCUCACAUCUGUGUGGAGGCGACACUACUUAGAUGACCGGAUGGAGACUGCAGGUUUCAUUGAUUCCCUACAUACUGAGAUUCGUCAUUCCUCGAGUGCCCUAUCUUCAACCAAGGACUGUCAAAGUCUUGUAUAAGGCUACACCGACCAAUCGUUUAUGCACACUGAAGUGGCUAUCUCUUUCAUUCAUUGCGACUCCUUGCCAUUCCCAAAGUAACUUUAGUGCUUUUCUAUUAAGUCAGUAAUCACAAGGUCUUUCGAGCUUACUUUAUUCCUCUUCUUUUAUCAAAGAGAUGGAACGACUCAUUAUUGCAAUGGGACCCAAGUGAAUACGGCAACGUGACCGAGAUUCGACUCUUUCCCCAAGUAAUUUGGACACCCGACAUUCAAUUGUAUAACUUGUGAGUGAUGACGUAUACAGUAGCAUGGUUUUAGGAAGUUUCAAGCUUAUGUUUGCUUCAAGGGCUAAAAAUUUCAUAUUUAUGUCCGCUUGCCUUAGCGCUGAUGAACGAACUGUGGAACACCGGAUUGCCCGUGUUGUCGUACAGAGUACUGGAGAGACUCUGUGGGUACCACAGGCCCUCUUCAAGAGUGCUUGUCAGGUUGGAAUCACCUUUUUCCCCUUCGAUACACAAGUAGGUACACCCUCCUUCUAAGAGGGCCUAUUUCUGUCUCAGGUCUUUCCCCUUUCUUCAUCAUAUAAGUUACGUGUUUUUCGGUGUCCUUCUCUUUCUAAUUUUUCUCUCGUCUGCCCGUGUUCUUACUUUUAUUAUUGCCGCUACUACUAUUACUACUACUACUACUACUACUACUACUACUACUACUACUACUACUACUGCUGCUACUACAACAACUACUACUUAUACUACUACUACUACUACUACAGCCACGGCAAAAAUCGCCUCGACUGCGAUUUUUCCUAACAAUCAUUGCUUUUAAUUCUCCGGACCGUGUGCCGCUGUACAAUUGUUCGAAGACUAGCUUGUGAACCACAUUUGGCAGUACGUUUUUCAAUUAAGAUGUAACAUUACAGACUGAUUGUCAAAUAUAUAAGUGAAAAGAUAAUUUUUAGGCGCCCUGCGUAUUUUUGACUCCAAACUCCUUACUUUCACUGUCACGGUGGGUUUUUUGUCAUAUCCGGCAAAAAAUGUGUUUUCACUAUUCAGUUAACAGUCCUUAAAGUUUUGUACCACCGGGGCCUACGUUACUUUGAGGAUUCACUUCCCUGCCUCCCCUUCUACUUGAAGUAAUCGCACGGUCAGUGACUGAUCUCAUGAAAUGUUAACCGAAAUUCUGAAAUGCGUUUUCGAUUAGGAAGGAUAACUAAAGUAGAUUUGUAAUAUUGCUUAUCUUGUGACAUAAUCCUGUUGUAUUCCAGGAUGUUGGUCUUUUAGUUCACCUCUUUUUGACCUCCUGUAAAAACCACAGUUGGUAAAAAAUGGGUGCUCAAUUGGCAUGCGUCUCCUCUAUCGAUUUUCGAUGCUCCCGUGAAUUCAAAAAUAUUUAGUAGAAAACAUGCACUAAGCGAUUCUUUCUUGUGCUCAUUUGGUAGCAAAUCACGUCUUCUUCUAAUAUUGUACUCGAAAAAGGGUAUCUUUCGGUUUUAAAAAAGUUUCCAAUUAUGAAAAUUUCUAAAACCGUUCAAUGUUCACUCGAAUAGCAUCGUAUUCGUCUGUUUAAUAAUGCUCCUCACUAAAUAUACAACGUAGUUCACAUCCGCCGAAGCACUUUAUGAACAGCAUAUGGUAUUUUCUUAAUGACAUAAAGGGGGUAUAUGCUUUUCCUCACGCGGAAAAUGUAUAGCUGGUAGACUGAAAAUCCUGAACGAAAAUGCAACGGUAGAUCAAGUUCAAAAUUACUCGGGAAUUGGAAAACGUUUUCAAAAACAAAAGAUAUUUUUUCUUCGAGUAUAAAAUUUAAAGAAGACACGAUUUACUACCAAAUGGGUAAAAGAUAAAGCCACUAUAUGGAGUUUUUAUGUUAAAUAUAUUGAAUUUACAUUGGCGUCGGAAAUCAAUGGAGAAAAUGCACAUUAUUCAAGUGCCUAUUUUUCACCGAAAGCGGUUAUUGCAGGAGGUCAAAAAGAAGUAAAUUCAAAAGCCAGCAUCCUAGUGUGUUUGAAAUACCACGGGAUUAUGUCGCAAGACAGUCAGCCUCACUUAAGUGAUCCUUUCUAGUCGAAAACGUGUAUCGGAAUUUCGGUCAACAUUUCAUGAGAUAGGUCACUGACUGUAGUUUUCUGUGGAAUGAACGCGUAGUGUGUGUAUCCAGGGGUGGGGACGAGCUAGUCUUGUAAAGCUUUCGAGACGGGUUUUUAUUUUGCGUCAGAGCUGCCCUCCCUAUUAUAUAAGAACGAGGAUAUUUCCACCUCACAGACAAGAAGUGCUGUAGAACAAACAAAUUAAAAGUUGCUUUCGAAUCUCCAACGCCCUAGGGGUUCUCUCACGGACCUACAGUAGGUGAGCUAACUCAUGAAAUGCCAGCCGAAAUUUCGAAAUGCGUUUUCAUUUCGAAAAUAUUAAUUAAGUAGGGUUGUAAAACUAAUCAGUUCGCAAUAUAAUUCUAUAAUAAUCCGGCUACCUCGGAGUGCAGGCUUUCGAAUGAACUUCCCCCGACUGCAUGCACGAACUAUACUCUACAAAAAAUGACUACUUAAGUAGCAUGCCUGUUUCCCAUUGAUUUUCGAUGCCCUUAAAGAUUCAAUUAUAUUUCGUGGAAAAUAUGCAUAAAAAUAUUCACUCUUUUGCUCAUUCGGUAGAAAAUGCUGUCUUUUUCCAACUUCCUACUCAAAAGAAGGGUAUAAUUCGGUUUUCAAAAAGUUUCAAAUUGUGCGAUUUCAUAAUACCGUGAAAUGGCCGUUCAUAAAACGUCAUGUCUUUGUAUUUACUAAUGUGGCUCGUAAAAUUAACAAUAUGGCUCAAAUCCACUGCUAAAUUUUAUGAAUCCCACAUGGUCUUCUCUUAAUACCGUAGAGAAAUAUAUGGUUUUUCAUACGCAGAAAAUAUAAGACUUGUAGUUUGGAAACCCUGAAUCCAAGUUUAGCGGCAGGUCGGGUUCAAAAUUAUUCGGGAAUUGGAAAAGCUUCUGAAAACCGAAUCAUACACUUUCUUAGAGUAUAAAAUUGGAAGAAGACGCAAUUUUCUACGGAAGGAGUGAAAGAAUGAAAUGCAUGCAUAAACUUUAAUUGAAUUUUUAAGGACAUCGAAAAUCAAUGGGAAACAUGCAUGCUAAUUAAGUAGUCAUUUUUUGUAGAGUAUAGUUCGUGCAUGCAGUCGGAGAGAAGUUCAUUCGAAAGCCAGCACCCCUAGGUAGCCGGAUUAUUAUAGAAUUAUACUGCGGACUGAUUAGUUUUACAACCCUACUUAAGUAAUCUUUUCGAAAUGAAAACGCAUUUCGAAGUUUCGGCUGACAUUUCAUGAGUUAGCACACCUACUGUACCUCCAAAAUUUUGCCUGCCAGUGUACUUGGAUGUCUUCUUCCGUUUUUCUAGGAUUAAAGAUGGUGGAUCAGGCCUGAGCCGAAUUCCUAGUAGUUGCACUAGACUGCUGCAGAAAAUCUGCGGGCUGUUAAUUAAUGCCCUUGUUCGGCUUCCGGUUAAGGGAAAAUCAGGUUUUGAUCAACACCUGCUCUAGAUUGGGCACGGGAAUAUGGACCUCCUGUGUGACAGGUGGUCUUUCGCUGAAUUCCAAGAGGGGGGAGGGUUAGGGCCAGGUUUAAAGUUAGGACAGAGUUAAAGUAGGACCAGGGUUAAAGGUAGGACACGGAAAUAAGUACCCUUCCCGGCGUUUUACGCAAGGUCACUUGCACUGUCGGGAGGUCCAUAUUCCCUUGCCCGAGUCGGCUAGAAAACUCAAAGCAUUUUAGCAGUUAGGGGACUGUGCAGUGCACUGAGGCCUGCAAAGAUCAUACGGGGUUCUUAAGAAAGUAGGUUACAGGACCAAGUAAUACCUAUGGAAGAUCUGUGCAAGAGUUAGAAACACCAAUGUGAGCAAGCAUUUGCCAAGAAAUACUGCUUUAUGUGGUAAAUGGAUAAAGGCAGGCAAAGAUUUCGCUGACAACAAGAACGUCCUCCGCUGGGUCACAAACAAACACAUUGAAAAGUUUGUGAAUGGUCAUUUGAAAUUCAGGUGUAUUUUAAUGCUGCGCCUUUAGGUUUGCACACUCGAAUUCGGGUCAUGGACCUAUGACGUUUCUCAAAUGGACAUUUCCUGGUGGAAACCGGACAAGAUGACGGCACCAAUGCCGUACGUCGACUUCUCUGACUAUGUGCCCAGCAAUGAGUGGCGUACUUACGGGGAGCUUGAAAGAGACAUUCCUCACGAGAAUCGGACGAAACAGGUAAGGCUAUCCACAGUCGAGUCGUGCUUGAAGGUUAUUCUCCUGUGUGUCUGGAUAUUUAUUUUCGUAAGUAUUUUAAAUAUUUUAUUAGGAUUGAUAGAACACACCAACAAUGUGUGAGUUGAAUAGUCAAUUUGACAAACUCGCCUUUUCGGUAACUCGUUAUCAGGCCAAAACUGUUACAUAGGAAUUGAAAAUAUGCAAAUUUGCGAUUUCUCAGCGCUUUAAAAUUCAUCGAGUAGGCCCUCUUCAGACAUAAGAGCAGUGUUAUAAUAAGUAGUAGUUAUGGGACAUUUAAAUCGGCCAUAAGUCAUUGCUGCAAGUCGGGGACCACUGAGCAUCAAUGCAUACGUGGGUCAGUAGUUAAUACUCCGACUGAGUUUUUGUCAGAGCUCUAGUGUUCUAUCCCUUUACCAUCUACCGUACACUCAGCCAAAGCAAUUAUCUUCACCAUCGUGAAAUCAAAUAAGUGUAGUUGACAGCAGUUUGAUAUAUUUUGUCCGUAUGCCGCACAAACAGUUUGCGAUCAUAGUUCUGUCUGACUUAUAUAAUCAGAGGGGCACCUAGGGCAGGGGAUGCGACAAUAUGCCAGAUUACUCAACUUUUAAUCUUUGGGAGGCAACUGCACACGCUGUUGCAUAAUAACUGUUCGAGCAAUCAAUUCGCCUUUGGCAUCUGCUGCUUCUGCAGCCUACUCGUGUUCCAAGACAUCUUUGACGACGUUCAUUGUCUCGCUUUCAUUUCCUCAGAUAAAGUCACUGAAACGCUAUCGAGAAAGAAAUCAAACGAGUGGCGGUAAGGUGACCCUGAAAAAGUACCCCGUACUCUGCUACCGCAUACGCCUGAUUCGGAACCCCAGCUUCUACGUCUUCAUUCUGGUCAUUCCGUGCAUUCUCCUCUCCUCUCUAACGAUAGUCAUUUUCUGGCUUCCACCCGAGUCUCCAGCCAAGAUGAUGCUCGGUAGGUUCACUGAAAUACAUACACUGCCUCCAUUCUUAUCCUCUACAUCGGAAUGGCCUCCUUUACUUGGUUAUUUCAAUCUGUUCUCUGUAAGCGUCCGCGCAGCGGCUUUUAAACGACUUGGUUGCAGAAACGUGGCCUUUUGUCUGCACUGCCAUAUGGGGUCGACAUUUCGACAGGCUUUGCUGACGGCGUCCACCGUGGGCUUCAGGACAGGGUAGGAGCAGGGACUGUGACUUGGGCGUGGAUUCGGUUACAGUGAUGGCAGACUCGCUCAGAACCUACCGUGUACGCCACUUCUCCCAACAUGGGUUCGAUGCAAUAACCAAGUCCAGAAGACCGGAGGCGAGAUAAGACGGGUGGCUGGCACGACUUAAGCGUACACACAGCGUACACUAACCAGAAUUUUAUACCGUAGAAAAAAAUAGGGGGGCGGGACAGGUCGCUACUGGCGCGGAAUGCACCGCCAACUGGGUCUGCCACCCCACCCUGGUGUUGGGUGUGUAUCCCCGAUAACACCUACCGGACCCUGGUCUAGCUUAUGUGGCGGUUCAGCGCAUAUGCCUCAUGGCCCGUCUUGGGGGCACAUACACAGUACUGACGAUGAGGAGCCAGGAAUUCUGACGUGUCGCGAUAGAUUCCAGCGCCUCAGGUUUAUUAUUGUGAGGAAUGUGCUGAUGUGCCGUGAGUAUGGAUUCCCCCGGUGCCAACCUCCCUCUUCCCUCUAACAGUAAACUGUCCGAGCCUGUCAACCAACUGAUGAUAGGACAGGAUGCAGUUGCUGACAAAACUCAACGGUCCCCCGUACGUGUACCAUGGCUUUCACAAGAAUGGCCCUUUUGGCUAGCAGAUUUGUGAACAAAAAACAGAGCUGGUCUGCCGCAGCUGAUGAACGGAAGUAAAAUCUAGCAAAAGACACAUAGACGUCCUUUUAAGCACGAGUCGAGGAAAAUCAACACAUUUGCAUGCAUAGAGCUGACCAAAGCUCUAAGCAUGAUGGGCUUCGGCACUUUGGGCAGAAGAGCAGAGACCAACAUGCCUUUUCAAAGUGAUAUACCACGGAACAUAUGCAGAAUUUGACGUCGAGAACCAAAUGUGGAGCACUUUUUAAGACAACGGGAAAACUCUUGGCAAUUUUACCGAUGUCGCUGGGCUUCAUGCUACACCUCAGAGCUUAGGACAACUAGCAAGUGGAUCAGGGACAGAAUUCACUGUCGACUGUGGCCUGAGUAAGCCAAAGCAUCCGAAAAUGCAAUUUAAUAUAACUUUAUACGACAUGUCUUAAGCAGCUCAGGGCAGAACGACAGCGAAAAAGAUUGGCAUAUACACGUGAAUACUGUAGCUGACGAAUGCAAGCCUAACAAUUCUGAGAAAAAAACUAUAUAUGAACUUCCCCUAAUCAAUAAGUAUACAGGUUUGGAGAUGUCAAUGUAUCCGACGCGCAACCGUUACUAACAUGUUUUUGGUCGACACUUAUAGUGAACAUGAACCUAUGCGUCACUUAAGAUUAACCACGACUUAGGCACAACCAAGUCCACAGGAAAAGCUGUGUCUUCCUGUCACGUUUGCCAAGUGAGUCCGAGAAGGUCACACGUGUGAAGAAGUAACCUCUUUGAACUCGAAUGAGAUGCAACAUUUGAGCCAAAACCUCAUCAAACUUGUCCGUCGACAGUACCGUUCAGCAAGUUUUUCGGUGUGCGCAGUAAGCGCCCUUUCUGGUUCGGCCACUAUCCUCAUUUCCCAUGGGUGACACGUCGUCAGUUUGGGUAAAACAGGGGCGGGUGAUACGCAUGAGAGGGCAAUUACCAGCCUGCGAUCGACAUCAGCUUUUAGUAAAUUCCCGACAGGCGCUCACGGUGCUUUUCUUCAAAUAACUAGGAAAGCUUGGUACAAAGAGCUCGCAAAAAGCCUUGUCAGGGGAAAAAAUUCAUGAUUCUUGUUGGCAUAAAGAUGGACUCGAGCAAUCUGUAUAAUGGACGCCCGUCAGGCUCUGACUCUGAACAGCCACACCUGCUGGUUGAGUUCUAAAUGAACAUGUUCUUUCAGUCAGUAGGACGAUCCUCAGUCUUAAAACAGCCUUGUCAAGCUUCCCUGUCUAUUACCAAUUACUUACAGAAGAUUUACUAAUUCCAUAGUGUCUUUAUCAUUUCCCCAUGCCACAAAAUUGGAAAUAAGGAACCUACAAUUGACUUAACACAAACGCUUUUGUCGUCGUUAUAUUCAUUCUAACGGUUUAGCAGACCAAAAUCGGUCCGCAUAUGCACAAGCUGGGUUAAAUGUCCACCAUUCUGGGUCGAAAGAAGUCCAAACAGCACAAUAUUAAAGUGAUUUUAGAGCAAAAACGUUGCUUCUGCUGAUGCAGUUCUGAGCUCCCGUCUGUAAACCUUAGAACUCCGUCCACCGGCGCAGCAGCUGUGGACUUUCGGAAUUUAUUGAUUUGGCUAUGUAAACGGAAACUUUAUUUGUCUUUCAGGCAUGAACAUUUUCGUCGCCUUCUUCCUCCUGUUGCUCUUGCUUGCUGAUUUGACGCCAAAUGCCGUGAAGGAGUUUCCGCUAAUUGGUACGUUUAUGAAGUUCUCGUCAAGACGACAUUUUGCACCAGCCAAUCGCAUUAUUAUCCAAGUGGCGUCUACUUCAUUCACUGCCGCUAUUCAGACCACAAGUAAUGAUACUGUGUCGUAGGAUGACGACUUAUUUUCCCAUUAAGGGUCAAAAUACUGAAGAUGACAAAUCUCUACUUAGGGUGACUGUUUAAACCGAGUGAAAUAGGUUCAGUACAGGUAGCCGAUCGGAACAACUUGAAUGUCGAAAAGUGUACUUAUUCUGUCUGGCAGUUCGGACAUCUGCGUUUGCCUGUGGACAAAAAGUAGCCAGUGACUGAAUGCUUGACCUCCUGCCCUCUAUCCAGCCUCACGGCUAGGCGCUGGCGUUGAGGCCGGUAUACCGAAGAGGUCGGUUAGUCAGUUAACCUAUUAGGCAUCCGGGUCUCAGGGCUCCUGCUAAGUGUGACGAUCGGUUAGACCCAUUUUCACAAUGGUAUCACUGUAUAGGAACGACCUGCUUCGAAGUGCACACAGCCCACCAACGACAUCAAACCCAUGCGAGUGUUUGGUGAGCGAAGUACCUCCACUAUAAGGGAAAGGUAAACAGAGCACGCAUUGGGUGUCAGUGUAAGAGUAUUUUUUAAAAUUAAAAUUCAUAAAAGGAAAUCAUGCCGACCGAUUUACACCAGCAGAACUCUCAUGUGGAGCGCCAAAAACCUGGGCUGGAGCAUUACUUAUGGAUAGAGUUUGGGUAAAUGCGUGUGGCACAUAAGUUUCUGGAUGUUUUUAGGAAACAAGUCAAUUUUGCCCUUUGAAAAAGGAUGUUACCAGAGAGUAAGGACCAUCAGUAGAAUUGGAGGGAUCGCCUCUUGCGUUUUCUGCCCGACCUGGGAAUCAUAUCUUUGUCAGGACCAGUAUGAAUGAUGCAGCAGCCGAAGCCCUUGUACACACUCGUUGCUCAUCGUCAUUUUCUCAUUAUGGGAGAUCGAGAACUUAGGUGGCACUUAAAACAGGGUCCUUAAGUAUGUCCAUAUUCAUUCGUCCACACCUAUCCUAGCACAAAUGUGAAUUUUGGAUGGAGUAACAGGAUACUUCGGGCAAGCUUUUAAUCGUAAACUCUUUCUCGUGUCAAUCGUGUUUCACUCCCUCUGAACCCAAUCGCGUUUCUCCCAUUCUGUCUAGGUGCAUACUUCUGCCUGAACAUGAUCAUGAUCACUCUCUCAACCUUCUUGGCUACCUUGGUGAUCCAUCUCUACUACCGUGGUGAUCGGAACGGUCCCCUACCGGCAAUCUUGCACAGAGUAAGUCAGAUCCAAUUUCUAUUACAUGGGUAAUUUCUCAGAAAGUACUAUCUUAAUGUCUCAGUAGGUAUCUCAUGAUUUCAGUUGAUAAAACACUGAAUUUUGUGAAAUAAUAGUGAAGAGUUUUGCCGGACUUGUGCUACUCUGUGCACAACGCCUUGUAUAAAGUGCUAUAUGACAGUUCGGCCAUCGUUAACGAUGCUGACCAGCAUGUGUCCACAGCAUGUCGGGCGCAGAACGGUGAGUUGUGAGCGAAUAAGUUUGUAGUCAUAGCUGAGCGCCUCAAUCCCAAGCUCCCCAAUACGGCAACUCCCACAACGUCUGCGACCACCACCGGCGAACAAACUCCCGAGGUCCCGCAGCACACCACCACCCCCAAUAUAAAUACCACUGGUUGGGGACGCUCACCGAUCGUUCCUACGAACUCACUCGUUCCGUUGUGCUUUACGGGCUCUCCCUCGAGCUCAGCCAGCAGCCACACAGCGGCGCAUGAUAUAGGCAGAAUGGUAUUACCGACAAAGACAAGGGAGACUGGAAUGGCCAUUUCUGACUUAUUAGCCGUCGUCAGCCAGUCAUCCCCAACCCCGAAGUGCGGAACACCUGGGGCGCGAACUCGCGCCCUAUUAGUUAGAAGUCAAACGCCUCUAACCCCUGGGCCACGCCCCCUACCAUUGUAUAUUCCCUAUCGAAACCGACAGGACAACGGGCCCGUGGCCCAGAAUUUGGAGGCGUUGGACUUCUAACUAACAGGAAUGGCUUUUCCAGUCUCCCUUGUCAUUGUCAGUACUACCAUUCUGCCUCUAUCAUGCGCGGCUGUGCGGCUGCUGGUUGAGCUUGAGAGAGAGCCCGUAAGGCACAGCGGAACGAGUGAGUUCCGUAAGAACGAUCGGUGAGCGCCCCCAACCAGUGGUAUUUAUAUUGGGGGUGGUGGUGUGCUGCGGGACCUCGGGAGUUUGUUCGCCGGUGGUGGUCGCAAACGUUGUGGGAGUUGACGUAAUGGGGAGCUUGGGAUUGAGGCAGUUUCUGAGACACAAGGAUGUCUCGCGUUAGCAGUGCAUUGGGUCCUGAGAUGUCCGAGGAGGCCGGCCUGUGCGCGGAAUGUCCGUUGACAUCGUGGACACGAUGACAGGGAUUAAAUGUUGGAAUUGCCGGUCUGCGAGAUUUGUCCCCCUGUCAGUUUCUCUUUUGACUUUGGCAGCGGUAAUCCGGUCGACUCUGUAGAUUUCUUCUCAAGUCUUAAUUACAGUUCCGCCAGACCGGUCGAUGCUGGUCGAGGCCCUCCCAGGUCUCGGGGUUGAUUUACAGGCUCUUGAAAAUACUACUACGCUCAGAAGUUCUGGCGAUUGUGGCCUAACAAAUAGCCUGAACAGUUAGUAGAUCUUAAUCUUCCUAUAUGAAAGCAUAAAGGAUGCAACUUGUAAGGGUUUUUAAACGUGGGAGUUAAUGACAUGUUUAAACGUUCAAAGGUGGAACAUAGUAAGUUUAUUCCAAAGAGCUCUUGAAAAUUGUGUACUUGCACCAGUUGAGUCUUAGGAAAGUGAUUUGAAUUUGUCCAAUUAUUGUUGCCAUUUGGAGCUCCUCUGCAAGAUUCCUGGCCUACAUAUGGCAAGGCACAAAGCAGUGGGCCUUUCCGGUUGUUUGGACUCACCAACAUAUAUGUUUUAGUUUUUGUUUCCAGAAAUCCGCAACUCCACGCCAAAAGACAUCGCGCUACGAAACAUUGCCGUCCGGAGUUCGAAUGCGAAAUGAGCAGAUAUAAUGCUAAUGUUUGUUAGGAGAAAUACUAUUAGCUAUCCAUUAGUUAAAUUAACCUACCUCAAACGCCAAGUACCAGGUGAAUAGAAUGGCGUCUGCACUUUCAAGUAAAAGGAACUUUACCCAAUUCAAUGACGAUAUUCGAUCGUUUACAAACUGCUUUAUCCAGAGUCCGAGGCUUCCUCUUCUACGGCCCUUUUCCGACCUGCUGUUCCCUGGACUGUUAGUCAGAGUAAAAAAACGGUUAUUAAUCAGCAGUGUCAUUUUCAUAGCCCCAGCGGCCAGAGGACAUGCAAAUGAUAACAGGAGAUCAUGGGUAAGCACGAAGAGGAGUUUGUACCAGAGUUAGCAGAAAUCAAUAAUUAAUAAGCACAACAUGGCCAGGUGAUGAGAGAACAUAAGGAAGUCAAGUAAAGAGGAGUGUAGCGGAGAAGGGUGUCAAAAUGCCUUUCGAGAAAAAGAGAAGAGCAGGGAUACAGUGGAGAUAAAAAAGCUUCCUAGCAAAUAAACCAAAGACGUUUGUUAUUUGUUCGAACUUAUGCAUUCAGUAGACAGUUUUCGUACUUAUCCUAUUACGCACUCUUAUUUGUCCACUGUAUGGCUAGGAAGACUCCCUUGUGGAAUCCAGAAACCCUCUGUAUGAAUUUAACUUUUUGAAAUUUAUUUGGUAUCCAGUAGAAAGAUUAUAAGGAGUUUCACCGGUCUUCUGCUGAUUUCAAAAGUAAAUUUAUUUAAUAAGUCACUAGAGAUAAUUCAAAUUACUGUAUUGACAGUGUGAGCCUUCUACCAAUUGGGUCAACUGUUCAUUUUCGAGAAUUUGGAACGCAUCGCAAAACUUGGCUAUUUGUGGGAGAUCAGGGUCGACCAUUCUGCUAUUUAUGCAACCUCCUAUGGGUUCCUCUAGUAGUCAUCCAUGGUCUCCUUAUAAAGCUAACGGUAUUCUCCGACCCAAACAUAAUAUGGUAGUGUUGUAGGGUGCAUGGUAAUCGUACAAUACGACACGUAGACGUCUAGCAGACUUAAAAUAACUCAAAAGUUUUGGCGGAGAAGAAUGCAAUGGAUUUAUUCAAGGCCAUAUUCCCCAUGUUGAGUGCAGGCCGUCCCCACCGUAGCAACAUCGAUCAUUUUUGUCUGUAUUCAGUCCUAGUGGUUGAGGUAGGCAUCGGCAGCCUCUUGGGGCGGCGUAAAUUGCCUCAACUUCAAAGACAUCGGGAAGACAGAUGGCAUAGAGGUGUUUAUUUGCCAAAAGACUGCCACGCCAUAGGAAGUUCAAGGUCCUCCCUGCCGAGUGAGGGGAGAGGGAGAGGGACGGCCUGCCUGCACGUCGAAGGAAAUGGGGCCAGCGGUAGUCGCACCUUGACCUUAUGAAGUCAGUCAUGUGAUCAGGUGGCGUGUGACCACCGACUCUGUGGAACCAUGCUAAAUCUCUCGUUAGUUUUAGCAAGCAUGGAUCUGCAAGAAGUCCUACCAGAGCGAUUUUAAGUGCAUAAGGCAAUAAAGACAGCCUAUGAGAAGUUUCAGUCGGCGCACAACAAUAAUCUUGACCCCUAGCAGAAAGCAGUCCUGCUGGUCGACUGUAUCCUUGCAGGUGCAUUUUUUAGUUGGUCCGGGCCUGACGAGAAGGCGAGAAAGUCAGAAAGUGGUUCUACUCAAUGUAAACAGUGGUAAAAACCGAUUUGUAGGCCUAGGCGGAGGGACUUGACUGUAGUUCUCAUGACGACUGUUCAACCACUGAACUGUAUUAAUAAGUUAUGCUAGUCCUGCUUUGAGGCGAUGAUACCUUACCUUAAGGCCUUGAACUCGGACGCUCAAUAACCGUUCGUUUUGAAUUAUGAUCUGUUCAAGGGAGAGGCAACUAAAAAAGGAGUUGGAGUACUUGGUACAUGCACUUCACAUACGGUAGCUAUGACAAUUAGCAGAGUGACCCCAGACGAGAAGCCCUGUACCAGGUUCUGAUUUGAACACCGAAUAUGAGAAUAGAUGGCAUAUUUACUCCAACUUUAAGGGGAAGGAUAAACCGGUUUGGCUUGAGUGUGAGCGCAUCCUAGUGGAUGCUAACCAGUUUGAAAUUAACCUUAAUUUUUUACAUCAGUGAAUAGUUAAUUUUACCUGCAAUCCAGGGAAGCAUGAAAAAUAUAUCCUACCAAAGCAUAUUUGCCAGGAAACAAGCAAUUCAGCGGGCUUCUGAAGGCGGCAGACGUGUUGGGUAACAUUGCUGAGGCAUAUGGUAACAGCUAAACUCUACUACUUUUAUGUUAAGCCAGAAUGUAAACAGUAGAGGAAGAAGAAAAAGUUCGGCCACAAAGACCACAACACAUCCCUGAGCUCAUAAAAUGAGUCCAGCUAAGCCUGUCUUAAUUCCUAUUAAAUCCAUAAAGAUGGCUGCCAUCAAACUCUGUACGCCAAAGGACGUAGUAAUAAGUCUCGUGCAUUUGAUUAACAUAGGCGAGUCCUGACUUUACUGGAAAAUGAGAGGUGAGCAGUUUACUUUCUCACUUGCGCCAUUUCCUCGUCCACUUGGACCAGCGUCUUCUCAAUGACAGAGGACGAGAAAAAGCACCCAAAUUAGGUCUUAUUGUGCGCAGAGAAUAUCUGUGAAGGAGAAUUAAGUUGACCCUUUUUUACGAACAGGGUGAAAGCCUCAGCUGCAAGAGGCAUACUGAAAUCGAGGAAAAGUGUGUGCCACCCUGACAAAUCAAAAACUUUUCCAUGCAGCAAUAUCGUCUUAAAUUGGAAUCACAUUACAUGCCAGAUGACCCGCAAGAUCGAAGCAGGCUUGGAAGAAGCCGAGAGAAGCGCCUGGUGAUCGAAUAUAAGGUUUUCAAACAUUUUCAAUAAGGAGUACUCGACUACUCAGUGUGGAGAAGAAUGCACGCGGCGGCUUAUGGUGAGGUACACGCAAACCCCGAGGUUCUGAAGGCUUAUAUCCCGGGGGUUCAAAACAAAAUACCCAUCUAGCAUGCCCAGCGCAUGCAGAAAGGUUUUCAAGCAAGCAUCAUGAUAGUUUUUGAGACGGACGGAAGCGUAUUUGGACACUAAUCAUACUUGCUUUCUUGUUUCAUUUUCUUGCGUCAUAUGCCUCAUUUCCCAAACAUGGCAGGAGGAACUCGAAACCAUAGUUUUUAAUGCACUCAGUGUCGUGCAAACGGGCAAGUCUAGUCUGGAUUAGUCAUUUGGACCAGCCUUCCUUUUCUGGCAACUUGAUUUGGAAAGUCUUCUUUAGAAUUCCAAUCAGAUGCGAUCUCGAAGAUGUGUGCGCACAUUCAAAUAAGGCCCUUUUACGUCCCUCAAAAUAAAGUCUGCUGGUUCUCGUCGCCUUCGCCACUACUACUACUACUACUACUACUACUACUACUACUACUACUACUACUACUACUACUACUACUACUACUACUUUCAGCGUUUAAAUAUAAGUAAUCCCUGUCGUUUCAGGUGAUCGUGGACGGACUCGGUCGCCUGAUGCUAGUGCGCCAGCACAUUCCACUGCCAGAGAGGAAGAAGACCCUAAGUCACGUGGUUACGCGCUCAGCCAUCACCCGUGUUCGCCGAAAGAUUCGCGUGCCUGAGCUUCCCUCCAGUAAGUUCAUGGGUCCUGGGGCCUACGAGACGGGUUCCAUUUGCCGACCCAGCCAUGGUAUGGGUCUCAUGUCCAGUUGCAUGGGUGGUGGCGGUAGCAGUAUGGACGGCCCUAUGUGUUUUGACAAGGCAGGUGACUGUGUUGGUGGCGUUUUCGGGUACACGCAUUCGGCCGCCACCUGUAAGUUAGCCGCACCAAUGCGUUGCGCAUUCGCCUGUCCUUGUGGUGGUAAUCACAGUGGCGGAGGCACCUACGGUGGCAUAAAUGACUCCAUGGGUGACCUCUCGGCUUCCUUCCAUCCGCGCUCCGCCGGUGCAGCUACCUGCCCUCAACUCCACUCCAACUGCGACAUGUGUGGACACCCUACCAUGGGCCCCUUGGAGACACACCGUCCUCCACUGCAGCCGUCGGCCACCAUCGAAGGACCAUGCCGUGGUCCUGCGGUCGACUCCGAGGACUCACCCAUCAUGCUCAGCACCAGUACCAGUCUCGAACGCGAUGUGCGUGAGCUGAAACGCUAUGUUCGCAUGUUUGUGAAUAGGCAGAAGGAGAACACGAAGAAGAAUGCGAUAGCGAUGGAGUGGAGAACAAUGGCACUUGUGCUGGAUCGGCUAUUCUUCUUUAUCUACAUUGCCACCAUUGGGAUCACUGUUAUCACCUCCCUACCCAGCACUACUGAGCUCACCGUCGCAGACUAA
This is a messenger RNA of Spirometra erinaceieuropaei, 20085 nucleotides long. The record is from the annotation of a GenBank genome assembly. NCBI's taxonomy places the organism in Eukaryota, Metazoa, Platyhelminthes, Cestoda, Diphyllobothriidea, Diphyllobothriidae.